GUGACACUAGUGACAGGAGCAAUUUGAAAUGUGUAAACAAAAUAAAAAAUUCUAGUGUCUUUUCCAUGCUCAAAUUUUUAUAUAUACCCACUACUUGAAAUUGUCUAUCUAGAAUCAUUGAUGUCUAAAACCGCCAAGGUCCUUCACAAAUUAACAGAUAUGCUGAUUAACGUCUCGAAUCAUUGAAUAUCUCCUUAAUGUAUAGAAAAUAUGUUCAUUUAAUAAAAAAUUGCCAAUUAGUAGGAAUGGAACCCUUAGAUGAUAUUUUUACGUUACAACUCAUAACUUUAUUCGAUUCAUUAAGUUUUGGAUUGAUAUAUGCAUUUCUGCCUCCGUAUAUAUUUGUUCUCGGAGGAAGCCAUGUGACUAUUGGAUUUUUAGCUGUUACAACUUUAAUUGCACAACUUCUGUCUUCCGAUAUUAUUAGGGAUCUAAUACAUUUUCAAGGCAGAAAAACUGCUCUUUAUACUAUUUUUAAUAUUGCCGCUAUAUGCCACGCUCUCCUUUUCCUCACUAAUAGCUCUUGGUUUACUAUACUUGCCAGAUGUAUUUUUGCUGCAACAAAUCAAUCUAGCUCUUUAACCAAAGCGAUUCUAAUGAAAAAAGUUCCUAGCGAUGAGACUCAAUACCAGUUGAUAAUAUUCAACAUCUUAAGUUCUUCUGGAUACAUAAUAGGACCUAUAUUGGCCGGUUGUCUAUUCGACAUCAGUUUUGCCAUUUCUUGUUUCUUGGCAUCGGUUUUAACUAUAAUAAAUAUAUGUUUAUUGGCGACAGUUUCUCAUGAAGAUGAUGAUUCUCCAUCUGAAGGCAGUGAUUUGUCAGUAAUGAAUAGAACAGCGCAAUAUAUCAAAGAUGCAGUCCAACAUUUUAACAAUUCGGAUUACAAAACUAACUGGGACUUGAUUUCGAUGAAGUAUAUGUUCACUGCAAGCACAACAAUAUUUUUUUCAAAAUUCACACAAAUUUUGAAGUACAAUUUUCAAGCUGAUUCGGUAGCUAUCGGUUACACAACUUCAUACAUGAACGCUCUAAUGUUUAUUGGUAUCUAUUUGUGUAAUAAGUUCAAAUCUAAAAUGUCACAAGUACCUAUCAUAUUGAUUAUAAAUGGUGGAUUCAUCGUACUCUUGGUAUGCACUUUCCUUGCUUGUUAUUCUCCCGUUUAUUCCAUAUAUGCUGCGUUGUGUAUUCCCAUAGUUCUAGCAAGGACUUUAAUUCUAGAUUAUUGGGAGGAUUUAGUGAAUGACAGGAAAAAUACAGAUUUGAAAGUACUGGGAAAUUCUAUAAGUAUCGGUGCUGGAUUAACAGUACCUAUUGCGUUUGGUAUUUUGUGCAACCAAAUCGGACAUCACGCUGUUAUUAUAUUCUCAGUAUUACCAUUAGUUGGAUCUUUGAUUAUUUUAAACCGUUACAUGGCUUCCAAUCAUUACAAAAUAAAAUGAUAUAAAUCAACUUUAUAUUUUUAUAAUUAUUUUAAAUAUAUAUAAAAUCAAAACUUUAAUUUCUCAAUGGAAGGAUCUUUGUAAUCUUUUUUUAUUACAACCAAAAUUGGUAGAUUCUUAGUUACCCUAAGGGGCAUCUACUAUUUUUUAUUUAUUUAUUCAAAUUAAUAUGUCAGAAUUGUUGUUUGUGCAAUUUUUAUUUCUUUAACCUGCGUUACGGUCCUAUGAGAUCCAGGGCCUUCUCAAUAAUAGACUGCCAAUCUUUUCUGUUCUGAGCAUAGCGCCUCCAACAUCUAACCCCUAGCUGGAUCAGGUCCGCUUCAAAGUCCUUCAACCGGCAAAGGCGCGGUCUUCCAGGAACUCCAUAUAUGGCUCUGCGCUAGUCUCGAUCAGAAGGCAUCUUCUCCGCAUAUCCCAGCUACCUCAGACGCUCCCCUCCCGAGAUUAACGCUACGAUCUGCUUCAGCUCAGCAUUCCUCUGGAUCCUCCAUGCACCGUUCUCACAAACAGAGCCAAAAAUCUGUGGUCGUCAUGUCGAUGUCUCCAUCUACGGGAUGGAUUAUUAUCUUGUAAAUUGUGGAACUUUGAUCAUCAUGAAAGCCAUCAAAACUUGAACUCUUAAACUCUGGACUACCCAGAAGCAUUUGUUCCCCGUAGCAACUCUUGUUGUCACAUCAUUAUCUUUAGUUAUCAAGACCCCAAGAUAUUUGAAUUGGUGACACACUGAGAGGCGAUAUUGUCUGACUUGGAACGUGGUCUGGGAGGUCGGGGCUCUCCUUGAGUAUCUCAAAAUAUCAAAAUAUAAAUGUUUGAAAAAGUUAAAGAAAUUUAAUCAAAAUGUUACUAAAUGUCUCGUUAGUUGAAAUUGUUUUAAAUAAAUUUUAUCACAAAUUAUUUAUUUUCGUAGUGUAUUUACAAUAUUUUUUUAUUACUAUCUGUUUAUUUUUUAAUUAUUUACACCAAUCUCACUUAACGUAACUGGAAUACGCUGCCUGACAAAAAAGGUUAACAAUCUGUUGAAAAUAGUACAAUGGCGGAUAAUUGGCUAUAUCUAAUGUCGUUUCGCGCCAAGUCAACUGCUGUUAAGGUCUAUAUAAUUAGCUGCUAAUUCAACAGUCUGUGAUCAAUUAUGUUAAAUUGGAGACAAAUCAGUCGAACUUGGUGGCCGUAUUGAUCCACGUUCUCUAUAGAUUCUCUGCUAACAUGUAGUCUGGCAUUAGGUGAAGAUAUGGAAUGGAACUUACGGUUUUUGAAUAAAGCCACUAGCUUUAUAUAACCUCUAACAUUGAUAUGCUACCAUAUGCAAUAGCAUGUCAUAAUAUAACCUCAAAAAGUAGAUGUGCAAUCCUCCAUGUUGAUUUCUCACCCUUACUUGACGAUCGUACAUCCCUAAAGCGGAGCGGAGUACAAUUGCCCAGGGGAUUCUAGCCUCAAUAGACGAUUUUGUCGUUCUGUAGUCUCUCUAUAAAGUCCAGAGCUUCUGGUUCUAUGAUCUGGGUCGUCUUGAACCCACUCACUUUAUAAGAGGCAAAGAACUGUUGAUCCAAUUCGAAACUUAUCGCUAAUUUCCGGUAGUUCAACAAUCCGACUUCUCUUAAAGUCACUUGGCUGUGACACCUGGGAAUUCUAGGCAUUUUGAUUGAACAGAUAUGCCUAAAAAUUCCAUUGUUUUCACCUAUUAUUGUCAGUCAGUAUAUGUAUAAACUAAGAAUUGAGGAGUUAAGUUGAAAUGUUGCUAUGACACUGUUAAUACUACUUACAAGUACACUUACACAGUAAGAUUUGAGGUACUGCUUUUCUUUUGCUUCAUCCUGUUUGGGAAAAUUGUUAAAAAAUAUGUUUAUAAAAGUAAAGAAUCCUUAAUUCUUAGUGUAUUUAAAUUAUUAAAACUACUAUCAAUCAUUACUUUCCACAUUCCUUGUAGUAUUACUAGUUAGUAUUUGAUUAUAUAAGGUUUUGUUACUUUGAAAAAUUUGGGGAUAUUUGAACUUCAAUUAUUGUAAUUCCAUCCCUUUAAUACGUACAUACGUCAUAUUUAAAUUGAUUUUAUUUUUGUUAGGCAUAUAAUAGAGAAAUUGGAAAUAGCUACAAGAAACGGAAACACUUCUGUUUCUCUUAUUCAAAAAGAAUCUGUUAAAUCAAACAAUUUUUUUUGGUUAAUUUCGUUUGAAGAUAUUUGAAUAAAACAGCUUUUCUUGUUAUAAUUUUCAAAAUUUUAUGUAUUAAUGCUAGCAAAAAACCUUAAAAGGCCAGAAAUAUAUCUUAGAAUCUCAUCGAAGCAGAAUACAUCCGUAUACCUUUCAAUUCAACCAACUAAUUUUAGUACAUUAAAAAAAUUUUCUGACUGAAUUUGAUCUACAUUCUCCUCAAUUUUCUAUUAGGUCAGUAAUUUAUAAUUUUUUUCAUAUUAUCAUUUCCUCAAAACCAUAUCCAAGUAUUCCAAGAUUUUUUAUAGUGAAUUCUCACUACAAAAGUGGCAAUGUCACUCUGAAACCAAGAAACUCCUUAUUCUAACUCAUUUUUUAUUUGGCUGGGUGUACUCAGGCUUCAUAUUUGAAUUUAUUCCAUUACUGUUAGGCAUGUUAGUAAAAACUAGAGAAGCCAUUUACAUUUAUGACUCUUUCCUUAAGACAAUUUAAUUCGUAUAUCUUCCAAUUUUGCCAAAUCUUCUGUUCUUUCUAAUUUUAAGAAAUACCCUUUAACUAGAUCACGUUUUCUCUUUUCCCUAGUGAGUUAUCGCUUCGUGGGUAGAAAUAUCACUAGAGAUACACAAAAAUCUCCAAUCUAACCCUUCACCUUCGGUUAGACUAGCUGCAUACAGUUAACAGAAGUUUUUGAUCGUUGUUAUUACUAACUCUCUUCUCUAAAUUAUAUCAAUGAUCAUAUAUAGUUGAAUAAAUCUUAUAUAAUUGCGGUCAUCUGUAAUUGGGUGGGUAAAUAGAUUAUGACAACUAAAAAGUAUCAUUUUAAAACGUAUUGGUUUCAGAAAUGGAUACUUCUUACCAAUAAAAUCUUCCACUCAUUCAGUCUACUUCCACUUAAGACCUUUAUUCUUAUUUUGUAAACCUUUCUUAUCAUUCUAUAAUUAUCAAGCAACCUGAAGUGUCCACUGCUUCCCUUUCUGUCCUUCUCGUUCCUGUGUCACUUAGAUCCAGUUUCCUUUAAUAUCUUUAGGUCAUCUGAUCAUCAUCAUCAAUCCCAUUUAAGUUAUUUUAGCACCGAUUUGUCUCUUCAGGGGAAAAGUUACCUUUAUGUGAUUCUGAUGGUCUAUUCUUGCUAGAUAUCAUUUCCGUAUACUUUCUAUUGAAGGAGCAUUCUGUUACUCCUCUUAAACAUAGCUCCACAAUGCUUUGACUAAUACUGAGGAUAAAUUAUAUUCCAAACAUAUCGCAAUAUGUUUUCAAUUGAUACUUAAUUUCUUCAGCAACUUCUUUAGGUAUACUCAGGCAACUCAUUAAUUUCUCCUAAUACGAUCUGAUUUUGCAAAUCCUUAGUUUAUCAGGUACUCUAUAAAUCUGCUUUUUGAAGAUUGUUCACAACCCCAGCUCUUCAUAUUUAUUAUUGGGUAUUGCAACUUUAGGUGAACUCUUGAUAUUUCAGAUCUAUUUUCUCAGUUUUUGAGUGACAGUGUUUUAUAACUUGGUGCUUUAGUUUUACAAUAAAACAAAGUUGAUAUUAAUUCAAUUUUUUUAAUGUCAUUAAUUGAUGCAACUAUAUUGUGAUUCAAAACAAAAAUUGUUGAAUAGCUCAAUUUCAAAUUUUUGUAUGAUUAUAACAAUUUAAUAUUCUUAUGAACCUGGUAUAUACUCAUGUUAAAAAAUUGUUUAUAUUUAAUAAAAAUUAUAUGAAUUGUU
Molecule: messenger RNA, 5293 nt
Organism: Diorhabda carinulata
Lineage: Eukaryota; Metazoa; Arthropoda; Insecta; Coleoptera; Chrysomelidae
Exons: 5
Coding region: 198-1439 (413 amino acids)
Biological process (GO): transmembrane transport
Molecular function (GO): transmembrane transporter activity
Source: RefSeq, a predicted model, not a curated record